Passer montanus (Eurasian tree sparrow) is the source of this 2471-nucleotide messenger RNA. RefSeq names its product retinol dehydrogenase 8 (gene RDH8). The transcript is spliced from 6 exons. Lineage: Eukaryota; Metazoa; Chordata; Aves; Passeriformes; Passeridae. The coding region runs from base 1 to 957 and encodes 318 amino acids. Gene Ontology annotation, cellular component: cytoplasm. Gene Ontology annotation, biological process: estrogen biosynthetic process. The record is from RefSeq and is a predicted model, not a curated record. Gene Ontology annotation, molecular function: estradiol 17-beta-dehydrogenase [NAD(P)+] activity.
AUGGCUCCCAAGACGGUGCUGAUCACCGGCUGCUCCUCGGGCAUCGGGCUGGCGCUGGCCGUGCGCCUGGCCAGGGACAAGCAGCGCCGCUUCCGAGUCAUCGCCACCAUGAGGAACACGGGCAGGAGCGGGGCGCUGGCGGCGGCGGCGGGGCCGGCGCUGGGCAGGACGCUGGAGAUCAAGCAGCUGGAUGUGUGCGACGAGGGCUCCAUCCGAGCCUGCCUCGACAGCAUCCCCGGGCGCCACAUCGAUAUCCUGGUCAGCAACGCCGGGGUGGGCAUGGCGGGGCCCCUGGAGUGCCAGAGCCUGGCAGCCAUGCAGAGCCUCAUGGACACCAACUUCUUCGGCCUGGUGCGCCUGGUCAAGGAGGUGCUGCCCGACAUGAAGCGGCGCCGCGGCGGCCACAUCGUCGUCAUCAGCAGCAUCAUGGGCCUGCAGGGCAUCGUCUUCAAUGACAUCUACUCGGCCUCCAAGUUUGCGGUGGAAGGUUUCUGCGAGAGCCUGGUGGUGCAGGCGCUGCGCUUCAACGUGGCGAUCAGCCUGGUGGAGCCGGGGCCGGUGAUGACGGAAUUCGAGACGAAGCUGUACGAGGAAGCCGAACGCGCCGACUACUCGCGCACCGACCCCGAGACGGCCGAAAUCUUCACCAAGCUCUACUUGAGGAACUCCAGGGAUGUCUUCACCAGCCUGGGCCAGACCCCUGAGGACAUCGCGGAGCACACCCUGCGGGUGAUCGAGGCGGCCCGGCCGCCGUUCCGGCACCAGACCAACGCGGCGUACACGCCGAUGGCCGCCCUCAAACACGCCGACCCCAGCGGCGCCCUGGUCACCCACGCCUUCUACCAGCUGGUGUUCAAGUACGACGCCGUGCUGCGCUUCGGCCUCCGCGCCAUCCGCCUGCUCCGCUGGAAGGCACAGAAGGUCAAGGCAGGCGUGCGCCUCCUGGGCUUCAAAUAAACCCUUGUGGCUCCUGGGCACUGCCCAGCCCAUCCCGGGUACGGGGGCAAGGAGGCCGGGACCUGGGCAGGGUUUCGCUUCCCGUUCCCGGCCUGAAAUAGCUCCCGCCGCCACCGCAUUAAAAUGGGAGGGUAUUUAUAACCAGGGCAAGGCAGAGCAGCUUCCUCCGGGAGUGCAGCGGCCGUGACGGGGCUGGGAAGGGCUGGCAGCUGCCCCCUGCCUGCCUCCUGCUCCCCUGGGGCACCCGUGCCUCUGCCCCGCGGGCGUGUGGCACCCAGGGGACCUCACCCCGUCACCCCCCGGUGCUGCAUCCUCCUCCCUCCGGGCACUGCUGCGGGGUCGGGAAUGUCCUGUGGUGGGUGUCACCCCUGUGUGGCACUGAGGGCGCUGGGGCAGCACAGGGGGUGCAGGAGGUGCUGGGGAGCAGAGCGAGAGGGGUGUGUGGAGUGUUCAGAGGGGCACGGGGGGCAUUUGGGGUGCAGGGCGGGUUCAGGGGUGCCCAGCAGCAGCUCUGGGUGCCCCAGAGCACCAUCUCUGGUGCCCUAGCAGAUGCCCCAGGGGCUCCCCCCUCCAGCUCCCGGUGGGUGACAUCAGGGUGGGUUCACCCUGGGCGCUGCCGUGUGGGCGCUUGGCGUGACAGCACCGGGAGGUGAGAGCAGGGGGAAACCACAGGAGGCCCGGCAUGAAUCAGCCCCGCUGCUCAGAGCCUUCCUGGCUCCCCCCGCCCUCCCUGAGUCCCCGGAGCUCUGGAGGGACCCCCAGAGGGCUGGAUGGCAGCGGCUGCAGCUCCGUGUGCCGCGCACGUGGCCUCUGCCAGCCCCGCCGGCUCCAGGGACCGUGGGGACAGGAUGGAGGUGGGGAAGGAAAUAUUUUUUGCAUUAUCCCCCCCUUCUCGCACGAGUUAAUGGCAAAGCGGUGGUGGGACCGCGGCCCCGGGGUGGUGGCAGCACCUGUGGGACGUGCAGGGGUGACAUCAAAGCGGUGACAGUGUCGCUGCCUCCCCCCUCUGCGGUUUCUGCAGAUUUGACUAACUUUCUCCGCUUGGGGGGCUGGAUGGGGGGAGAGGUAGGCGUGACUCUGCCCGGCCCCGGGGAGCAACAAGGGGGGCCCCGGCACAAAGCCACGGCUGUGGGAAACGGGGCUGAGGGAGGACAGGACCCUCCUCACACACCCCCAGCCCCACGGUGUCCCCCAGUGCCCAGGGGAGCAGCAGUGGGGCUGGAACUGGGGGAACUGGGGGGACAGAGAGGGGGGAACAGGGAGCUGCUGUGGGUGAGGGCAUCCCCAAGAGGCAGCGGGCACCUGGCUUGUGUUUGGGGCUGAGGAGCAUCACCUCGCACCCGGAGCAUCCUCCGUGGCCGUGGGGCACCACUUGGAGCCCAGGGCUGUCACCCCCAUGGCCGCAGCCCCGCGGGUGCCGGGGUGCAGGCACUGCCGGAGCCGUGCGGGUUGGAAGUAAAUUCUUCUAAAAAAACAAUCGUCUGCUGGGACUUUCCUGUCGCCAGCGUGUGACA